Juglans regia (Persian walnut) is the source of this 2741-nucleotide messenger RNA. RefSeq names its product protein DETOXIFICATION 45, chloroplastic-like. Gene Ontology annotation, cellular component: membrane. Gene Ontology annotation, molecular function: xenobiotic transmembrane transporter activity; antiporter activity. The record is from RefSeq and is a predicted model, not a curated record. Gene Ontology annotation, biological process: transmembrane transport. Lineage: Eukaryota; Viridiplantae; Streptophyta; Magnoliopsida; Fagales; Juglandaceae. The transcript has 12 exons. The coding region runs from base 393 to 2024 and encodes 543 amino acids.
AAUUCAUGGCCAUUCAUUAUUCUUCUGUCAAUUCCUCAUCGCUCUCUACUAAUGCACCUUCUACAUCCCACUUCCCAGGUGAUCUCAGUGUCCCGCAUUUUCUAAUUAUUUGACGAAGCUUUCACCGACAUUCCUCUGAGUGUCGGUUCUAUUUCCGGAAAUGCAGCCGCUCAGCAUCCGAACGGAAAUGGGUUACUUUUUGGUGAGCCUUCCUCCUUUCCCAGCUUUGUAAUGCUGACCGUCAAUUGAUGGGUUCGAUAUAGUAACAGUUGCAGAGCAGAGGUUACUGAGGUUGUCACUGGGCUUGUUAUGCAUUAGUUAUCAUUUGCAGAGAGAUCGCUACUGAUCUUUACUCCAGAAUCGUAGCUUUUCGUAGUUCGGUUCUCUGCAAUAUGACAGUUACUGGACUCUCUGGUUCCAUCACUUGUAAUAUUAGCAUUAACAGAUGCGGAAGUAGAUCAGUUAAGAACGCAGCAUACAAAUUCGGGUCCAAUACCUCAAGGAAAGGUCGUUAUGAUCGUUGCUUUGCCCCGUGUGUUCCUAGAGGAUUGAGCUUCAACAAUGUUGCUAGGCGUUGUCGAUUGAUAAGUGAACAACAAACUUCGGAUUAUGAACUGAGUUCCUCUAGUGUGGAGGAUAGCGUAGCAUCGAAAAAUGUCCAAACUGAGCUUAUAAUGCUUUCUUUACCGGCAAUUGCUGGACAAGCAAUUGAGCCCUUGGCACAACUGAUGGAAACUGCCUACAUUGGAAGACUGGGGCCCUUGGAGAUGGCAUCAGCUGGUCUUUCUAUGUCAAUUUUCAACAUCAUAUCGAAAGUUUUCAAUAUCCCUCUUCUCAGUGUGGCAACAUCAUUUGUGGCCGAAGACAUAUCACAGAAUGCAACCAAGGGAUCCAACUCAGGUAUUGAAGGAAUGGGUGAAAGAAAGCAACUGCCCUCUGUCUCUACUGCAUUGCUUUUAGCAGUUGUUAUUGGUAUCUUCGAGGCUUUGGCAAUGUACCUUGGGUCUGGAGUAUUUCUGAACAUAAUGGGCAUUUCAUCUGCUUCAUCAAUGCGCAUUCCAGCAGAACAAUUUCUUUCGCUUAGAGCAAUUGGUGCCCCUGCAGUUGUUGUUUCUCUGGCAAUUCAAGGCAUCUUCCGUGGAUUUAAGGAUACAAAAACCCCUGUAUUAUGUCUAGGAUUGGGAAAUUUGUCGGCUGUUUUCUUAUUUCCUUUUCUUAUGAAUUUUCUCCGCUUGGGCGUAGUUGGUGCUGCCAUUUCCACUGUUGUGUCUCAGUACAUUGUCACAUUUUUAAUGAUCUGGUUUCUUAACAAGAGGACUGUAUUAUCACUUCCUAGUAUGAGAAGUUUGCAUUUUGGUGGUUACCUAAGAUCGGGUGGUUUUCUUCUUGGGAGAACCGUAGCUGCUGUUUUGACCAUAACUUUGAGCACAUCAAUGGCUGCUCGUCUAGGACCAUUAUCUAUGGCAGCUCAUCAGAUAUGCUUGCAAGUAUGGUUAUCUGUAUCUCUCCUUGCUGAUGCGCAAGCUGCGUCUGGUCAGGCUCUUAUUGCAAGUUCUUUUGCUAGAGGUGACUUCAGCACUGUGAAAGAAAUUACUUACUUUGCGCUAAAGACAGGGUUAUUCACUGGCGUUUCCUUAGCCAUCAUAUUGGGUGUGUCUUUUGGUUCUUUGGCUACAUUGUUCACUAACGAUUCUGGAGUAUUAGAAAUUGUUAGAUCUGGCUUGCUGUUUGUAAGUGCCAGCCAACCUCUCAACGCUUUGGCUUACAUAUUUGAUGGUCUCCAUUAUGGCAUUUCAGAUUUUUCAUAUGCUGCUUGCUCUAUGAUGGUUGUAGGAGCAAUUUCCUGCACAUUUUUGCUCUACGCUCCCUCUAUGAUUGGUCUCUCAGGAGUUUGGUUUGGCUUAGCUCUUUUCAUGGGCCUGAGAACAUUGGCUGGAUACAUGAGAUUAUUAUCAAAAAAUGGUCCGUGGUGGUUCUUGCAGCAGGACAUCCAAGACUUUGAGGUUGUUUCAGAGAGGAAGUGAAUUCUUAUUCAUUGCAUCUUGAUAACUUUUCAUUAGAUCUUUAAUGCAUCAUUCAUUAGAUCCUAUUCUGCCAGUUUUAGCAAUGGCUACCAUACAAAACCCUUUUUUUCUUCCCUCAUCGAAUAGUGCAAAAUAGGAUGGAUCAAGGAUACCUUUACUUCUUUUUAUAAGUGUAAGGGCAAUGGCACCUUUACUACUAGUGUUGUUGAUGAGCCCAAAGUACUGAUUAGCAUACAAACUGAGGUUGUUAGAGGGGGUCCUUAUAUAAGUUGAGGUUAAAUUGUGAGAGUACUCUCUCUCGCUCGCUCGCUCGCUCGCUCACACGCACACACACGUGUGCAAUAGCAGACACUGUCACUCUAUGAAAAUUUCUUGUAAUGGACUCAUGAAGUCUUAAUAGUCUGUUUGUUACUUGUGCAUCCAGAUUGCCACUUGAGCUGAGGACCGUGCGGCCAUACAUGCUAUAGUAGAUGUUUGGGAUGUAUACUCUUCUUUUCUUUUUGACCCAGAUUGCAGGUUAAUAUGGUUGCCGAUGUAUACUCGAUGUUUAGGCACUCAGCUCUGCAAAUAGUUCCUUUUUUUUAGCUACUUUCAUUUGAUAUGGUCUUUAAAUAUAUGCCAUUGGAUCAUAGAUCUCAUCACAAGGGAUAAAAUAUGUUGUAUGGGUUACUUUCAACUUCUUCAGUUUGGCAUAUGAUUUUAAUGUCUUAUUCUUGC